CUCAGCAAAGCAGACACUCCGUCGCCUUUUGAUGACGUAUGCAAUUUCAAUUUACAGAGGAACUGCCACUGGUUUCGUUGAAGCAUUUUAAAAAAAAAUCAAAAACACACACUUCUUCCCGUCAAAAAGGCUGGGAUCUUGGAUGGAGUGAAUGUUGAGCCCCAAUGAGAUGACUGACCAGGGCAACAACAACCAGAACAUCUCCUGCAACCCCUUUGCUGCCCUCUUCGGCUCUCUGGCUGAUGCCAAGCAGUUUGCGUCAGGCCAGAAACCAGAUCAAUCUGCUGAACCACCAUUGGAGGACUCGGCAGAGAGCCAGUCAGAGUCAGAGAACUCUGUGUCAGACAGCGUUGAUGACAAUGACGACUCCGUGGCAGAGAUCAGCCGCUCCUUCCGGUCCAGGCAGGAGCUGUGUGAACAGCUCAAUGUCAAUCACAUGAUCCAGCGAAUAUUUCUCAUCACCCUGGACAACAGUGACCCGAGUCUGAGAGGAGGUAAUGGGAUCCCUCGCUGUGUUUACCUGGAGGAGAUGGCCGCAGAUCUGGAUGGACAGGACUGGCUGGACAUGGACAACAUAGAACAGGCUCUGUUUAACCGUCUGCUGGUACUCGAGCCAGGAAACAACCUCAUCUACAUGACGUCAUGCAGCGCUGUUAACCUGUCUGCUGACCGUGAUGCUGGAGAGAAGUGUGCCAUCCCUUACCUCUUUGCUUGUUACCAGAGGGCCAAAAUAGAGGUGAAGAAGGUACCAGAGAAGUUACUGUCGUUUGCUGUGCGUUGUAAGAACCUGACAGUUUCCAACACACGGACAGUUCUGCUCACCCCGGAGAUCUACGUCAGCCAGAAUAUCUACGAACAGCUUCUGGACCUUUUGCUGGAAAGUUUCAAUGGCACACAGCCAGAGGAUGUGGUCGAGUUUGUGGAGGAGGUCAUUGCUGGCCUGCUCUCUGACCAGGAGGUGCGCACCUUCGAGGAGGUGAUGGUACCAGUGUUUGAUAUCUUCCAGGGACGAAUCAAAGACUUGGACCUGUGUCAGCCUCUCCUCUACUCCUACCUAGAUGUUCUGCUCUAUUUCAGCCACCACAGAGAUAUUUCCAAGGUAUUGGUGGAACACAUUCAACCCAAAGACCCAGCUAAUGGUUUGCAGUACCAGAAGACCCUACUGGGAGCAGUGUUGAGUAUCUCCUGCUUGUUGAAAACCCCAGGUGUGGUGGAGGGACAUGGCUACUUCCUGAACCCCUCCCGCUCCAGCGCCCAGGAGACAAAGGUCCAGGAGGCCAACAUUCACCAGUUCAUGGGUCAGUUUCAUGAAAAGCUGCACCAGAUCUUGAAAAAUUUGCUCCAGCGAUCGGGUGAGACACGCCAUCUGCUGCUCUUGUGGUUGGGCAGCUGCCUGCAGGCGAAUGCUGGCCGGGCCAAAAUAUGGGCCAAUCAGAUGCCAGAGAUUUUCUUCCAGAUGUACGCUUCAGAUGCGUUCUUCUUGAACUUGGGCGCAGCGCUGCUGAAGCUGUGCCAGCCCUUCUGCAGGCCGCGGUCACCCAAACUGCUCACUUUCAACCCCACCUACUGCGCCCUCAAAGAGCUGAGCGAAGAAGAGCGGCGCAAUCGCAAUGUUCACGUUACAGGUCUCGACAAGGAAACCUGUUUGAUCCCUGUGCCCCCUCAGCAGCCGAUGGAGUCUGCGCAGUCCUACAGCCUACUGACUGAAAACCUCAUCCUCACCCAACUCACCCUGCACCUUGGCUUCCACAGACUCCAUGAGCAGAUGGUGAAGAUGAACCAGUCCCUCCACCGGCUCCAGGUGACAUGGCAGGAGUCCCAGCGAACAGGCAACCCGAUGUCAGAGCAGCUCCUGGAGCAGUUUGAGCGUCUGAUGAUUGUUUACCUGUCAACCAAAGCUGCCACCACGCAGCCUGCAAUGCUGCAAUGCUGCCUUAACCUCCAAGCUUCCACGGCUGCUCUGCUGGUUCAGCUUGGUGUGGGGAACCAGGGGCCUGAACAUGUAGCACUCAGUUUCCCCCUGUCCUCGUUACAGAAUACUGUGCUCUGCUAUGUACCAGAGUUUUUUGCAGAGAACUUGGGAGAUUUUUUCAUCUUCCUGCGUCGAUUUGCUGACGAUGUUUUGGAGAGUUCUGGAGAAAGUCUGGAGCAGAUUCUUAACUUCAUCACUGUCUUCAUGGGCAACGUAGAGAGGAUGAAGAACCCUCAUUUAAGAGCAAAGCUUGCAGAGGUCUUAGAGGCGGUGAUGCCCCACAUGGAGCCGGUGACUCCCGGUGCUGCUCAGCCAAUCGUGUUCCAGCGAGAGAGAGUCUUCUGCUCUUAUAGACAUGCAGCUCAGCUGGCUGAGUCCCUCAUCACUGUGUUUGUAGACAUUGAAUUCACAGGUGAUCCUCAUCAGUUUGAACAGAAAUUCAACUACAGACGACCCAUGUAUCCCAUCCUCAAGUACAUGUGGGGCAAAGAUACCUACAGAGAGAGUAUCACGCAUUUGGCGCACUAUGCAUCUGAGAACCUGGAGGCCAUGAACCCCCCUCUGUUCCUCAGGUACCUCAACUUACUGAUGAAUGAUGCCAUCUUCCUACUGGAUGAGGCAAUUCAGUACCUGAGUAAAAUCAAGGUUCUGCAGUUGGAGCGGGAUCGAGGUGAGUGGGAAGGCCUGGCCCCCGAUGCCCGAAGAGAGAAGGAGUCAAGCCUGCAGAUGUUGGGACAGUUGGGACGCUUCCACAACAUCAUGUCUAAUGAGACCAUCGGCACACUGGCCUUCCUCACCUCAGAUAUCAAGGGGAUCUUUGUGCACCCCUUCCUGGCUGAGAGGAUCAUCUCUAUGCUGAAUUACUUCCUUCAGCACCUGGUGGGUCCGAAGAUGGGUGCUCUUAAAGUCAAGGACUUCAGUGAGUUUGACUUCAAGCCCCAGCAGCUUGUUUCGGACAUCUGCACCAUCUACCUGAAUCUGGGUGAUGAGGAGAAUUUCUGUGCUACAGUUCCAAAGGAUGGACGAUCGUACUCUCCUACCCUCUUCACCCAAACAGUUAGGGUACUGAAGAAGAUAAACAAGCCCGGGGACAUGAUUGUGGGUUUUGGACUCCUUGCUGAUAAAAUAAAGUCCCAUGCAGAUAGACAGCAGCAGGAAGAGGAGACAUAUGCGGACGCCCCAGAUGAGUUCUUGGACCCCAUCAUGUCCACUCUGAUGCUAGAUCCUGUUCUUCUCCCUUCCUCCAAUGUCACAGUUGACCGCUCAACUAUAGCAAGGCAUCUCCUCAGUGACCAGACAGACCCUUUCAACCGCAGUCCUCUAACCAUGGACCAGAUCAGGCCAAACCAGGAACUCAAACAGCAGAUCUUACAGUGGCUGGAUAAACAUAAGCAGGAGAGGCUGCAGCUGGGACCGAGUGGCUAGCCAGCCAGUGAUCCCUCGCUGUGACAAACAAUGACUGCGUCCCUGUUUUCUUUACCGGCUCACAUCUCGAGUGCUCCUCUGCUUCUUGGCUAAUCCAUGGUGUGCUUGCCUGUGGAUUUCUUCUGACUUCUCUGGUCAGACUAACAUCGCAUUAGCCUUUUCAUGCAGCCUUCACGCUCAGUGGAUUCUAUCCGCGACAACAACAGUCCAGCGAACUGUAGCCCGCCAGCUGGUGACUACUUCAGUUUCCUUACCAAUCCAUACAGUAGCUGUUCGACUCCCAUGAUGCCCUAUGGUAACAUAAGUAGGGCGAUUCAACUGCUGGUUCCUUUUCUCCCUGAAUACUGUGUAUUAAUUAGUUAUUAUUACAAUCAGAACUGAGGCCAGAAGUAUCAUUUUCAACAGGACUUGUUGAAUGUACUCUAUGAACUCCUCACGACCACCUGGCCCUAAUCACGUUUUAUACUGCAAGGUAAGCAUUUUUGGGAACUCUUAAGGUAAAACAUGGAUGGAACUGUUUAUGAUUUGAUAUUGAUUUGACCUUGAUGAAGAAAACAUUAUGCACGGCCUUUUGAAGUUCUUGAACACCCUACAUUUCAGCUCUUGUGGUCAAAUAUCAAGCAGCAUUGUAAAUAACAUUUGCAAUUAAAGGCAAGGCAGAGGCAAAACUAUUUUUAAUUGUGUGGGACUUUUAUUUUAGUGGAAAUAAUUGUUCAAAAUCGUGUUCACUGUAUUAAGACACCUAAAGCACAAAACCAUACUGUGAACACUAUUUCUCUGUAUUUUAACAUCUAUACUAAAGUCUCUUCACAUCUUCACGUGCACCUGCUUUAAUCAAGCACUAAUUACAAAGUCAAUAAUGGGAUCUGAGAGCUUGCUAACUAAUAGGUUGUUGGAUAUAAGGAUUUAAAACUCUGUUUCAAAAGUGUGGCAUUGAUGGACACUAUUGUUGAGUUUGCUUCCACUACAAAUGAAUAUUAAUUGACAGUGUAGUAAAGUGUUUAGUCCUCAGAAAAACAUUUUUGCUCACGAUUUGUCUAAAUUGUAGUCACCAAUUUUAGAAAGCUCCAUUCAGAGCUACAGAAGACAUAAUGCAAUUGAGUUUGCCGGCUGAGUAGUACUCCUAAUGACAAGUAAACUGAUCCUCCUGUUUAAAAUCUGUUAAGUGGCCCUUUGAGACUCUAAUCGUUUGCACAAAAAGACUUCUCCUAGCACAGAAAGGCAAGAAGAUACUAUCAAAACACUGCUUUCGAUAUCAAAUUCCAUUUGUUCAACCUGCAGAAAACAUGAUGGCUAUUCCUGAAAUGAUAUGAAAUGUCUCCUAGACUGUCCACCAAAGUCAAACUGACUAGAUCUGAGGAGAAAAAUAAGCAAUGCAUUCUCAAUGCCUAGUUUUAACAACAAUUUUGAGAUGGCAAAUCUAAAUGAACAGCAAGUCUAAACAGCUGCUGAUUUAUCAGUGCAUCUUUGACUGAGCGUAAAUGUUCUCAGGUUGAUGUUUCCAAACUCAAAUCUUGUAGCGAAUCACGUGCUUGCAAACAUAUAUUCUGGCUAGUUAAUUUCCAAUAUGUUUAAAUAUCACAAAGUUUUCUCAAUUUACUCAUAUCCACCUGUAAUUUUGUUCAAUUUUAAGAUCUUUACAAAGACCACAUUUUUUGUGAUUGAACUAAAAAAAGCCCAAAUGUAUGGUGUUCAAUAAUAUUUGGUUGGCAGUGUAUACUGUGUAAUAAUCAUUGUCAUCCUUUAAAUGAACAUUCAGCUGAUUAACAGAUGUAUCCUGAUCUAGCAUUUUGAACUGAUUUUUGUUGUUGUGUGCAAGCAUAGUAUCUUAACAUGUGGGCAAACAAAUGAUCAAUAGAAUCGGUGCCUAAAACCAAGAGCCUUGUCGUAAAUGUCAACGAACGAGGAUCUGACUCGUUUCAUAGUCUGACGAGACAUAAUUAUGAGUUUGUUUGUUUAGGACAUACGGGGAGCUGUGGGUAGAAUACUAAAGACAGAAAAAGAUAACCUGUUUUUGAGUGGCUUUUGAAUUAAAUGUAUUUAAUUCAAAAUCAAGUGUGGUUGUAUAAAAUGAUAAAAUGUGAGAGAAAGAUUACGUAUUUGUUGGCAUGCUCUCAUUCUGUAUGUUGAAUAUCUACCACCUGAAUGAUUUCAUGGGUUAAAUUAUAAUGCAAUAUUUUUGUUUUAAUUGUGAUUAUAAAAUGUUUAUUUUGGAUGUACAGUAUGAUUAAAAACUAAAAACUAAU
Anoplopoma fimbria (sablefish) is the source of this 5643-nucleotide messenger RNA. RefSeq names its product ubiquitination factor E4A (UFD2 homolog, yeast) (gene ube4a). Gene Ontology annotation, molecular function: ubiquitin-ubiquitin ligase activity. Gene Ontology annotation, cellular component: nucleus; ubiquitin ligase complex; cytoplasm. Lineage: Eukaryota; Metazoa; Chordata; Actinopteri; Perciformes; Anoplopomatidae. The record is from RefSeq and is a predicted model, not a curated record. Gene Ontology annotation, biological process: protein polyubiquitination.